AUGAUUCUUCUUAGGGAGCAUGGCCCAGCUCUAUGGUUAUGGCGACGGCCAAUUCGAGGGGCCUUCAUCCUGAAGCACCGUACAUUCUCAGCAAGUACAAGGACGUCACUGUCUCUUGAUCGAGAUUCACCGGACGUGAAGAAAGCGCAGGGCUACUGCUCAAAUCUUGUUCGUAACUAUGAUUCCCCCUCAUACACUCUGGCCCAUUUCAUCGAACCGCACACAAUUCCAGCAUAUCUUGCUAUCCGCGCCUUCAAUAUCGAGCUGGCUAGGAUCCCAGACGUGGUUUCAAUGCCGCAGAUCGGUGCUAUGAGGAUGCAAUUCUGGCGGGAAACCAUCGACAAGACUUUCAAUCUUGCGCCUCCGUUAGAACCUGUUGCCAUUCUGCUCGCUUCGUACUUGAAGCAAGGGAACAAGCUCAACAAGACCUGGUUCCACCGCAUCAUCACGGCGCGAGAUCGCAAACUGACACAUCCCGGCUUCACCAACCUGGCUGAGCUCGAGUCUUAUGCUGAAUCGACCUACUCAACGCUCUUAUAUCUGACGUUGUCUGCGCUUCCUUUAAACUCUCUGACCAUGGAUCAUCUGGCUUCUCACGUUGGGAAGGCGGCUGGGAUAGUAGCUGUGCUUCGUGGAGUGCCCUUGCUCGCUUUUCCACCUCCUCCAAACCUUCAUUCCAACAAUCCUGCUGGUAUGGGCGCCGCUCCCACUCGAGACAGGCAGGGUGUUGUCACGCUACCCUUAGACAUCAUGUCUCAGAAUGGCGUCAGGGAAGAAGAUAUCUUUCGGAAUGGCGCAAACGCCUCGGGCAUCCGUGAUGCUGUUUUCACGGUCGCGACUCGUGCCUCUGACCAUCUCAUCACCGCACGUGCAAUGCUCAAAGGCAUUCGAGAGGAUCAAGGUCCCGACCAUGAGUUCGAGCACAUGCACGAUGAAGGUCAUGAGUACAGCAAGUACGACGUCAGUGCCAGGACAACUACCGAUAGGAGCAAAGAAGAGAUCGACCGGGGUUUCGGUGUUGUAAUGGGCCCAGCCGUCAGCACCCAGUUGUGGCUCGAUCGUCUUCAGAAAGUUGACUUCGAUAUUUUCCAUGAAAGUCUCCGAAGAGUUGAAUGGAAGCUGCCUUUUGUUGCAUGGUUGCGCAACAGAAGUGGCAAGCUGUGA
This is a messenger RNA of Fonsecaea multimorphosa CBS 102226, 1164 nucleotides long. RefSeq lists its product as uncharacterized. Bases 1 to 1164 code for a protein of 387 amino acids. Gene Ontology annotation, biological process: biosynthetic process; mitochondrial respiratory chain complex I assembly. NCBI's taxonomy places the organism in Eukaryota, Fungi, Ascomycota, Eurotiomycetes, Chaetothyriales, Herpotrichiellaceae. The record is from RefSeq and is a predicted model, not a curated record. Gene Ontology annotation, cellular component: mitochondrion. The transcript is spliced from 2 exons.